AUGGCCAAAAUUGCAUCAUCGCUUUCGGAGGUUGAUCCGAUUCCUCAAAACAUUGAAGAAUUGAAAAAGCGAGACGAUUGGGAACAGUGGAAAGCUGCAAUCGACAGUGAAAUGCAAUCUUUGGAAGUUAAUCAAACUUGGAGAAUGGCAGAGAAAAACAUCACCAAGAAGCCAAUUCAGUCGAAAUGGAUUUUUAAUAUUAAGGAGGACGGGCGAUAUAAGGCACGGCUAGUGGCCAAAGGCUGUUCGCAACGUCCCGGGUUCGAUUAUGGCGAAACAUUUUCUCCAGUCGCAAAGAUGGAGAGUGUUCGAACAAUUUUAUCCAUGGCUAAUGAGAUGAAAUUACAAAUCCACUGGACCGGACUAAAACGAAUACUACGGUAUUUGCGUGGAACAAUGGACACAUGCAUAGUGUAUCAACAACAUAAGGUUCAAAGUGUGUUGAUAGGAUAUGCAGAUGCAGAUUUCGCAAAUGAUGAGGAUAAUCGCAAAUCUGUAUCUGGAUAUGCUUUCCAGGUUUAUGGAAAUCUUGUCGCAUGGGCGACGAAGAAACAACAAACAGUCAGUUUGUCCUCUUCUGAGGCAGAGUUAAUAGCAUUAUCAUAUGCUGUUAAGGAAGGUUUGUGGUUAACACACCUUUUGGAAGAAUUGGAUGUGGCCAACAUUCCAUUAAUUAUCAUGGAAGAUAACAUCCCUUGUAUAAAGUAUGCGGAGCAACCCAGGAGUCACCAAAGGAUGAAACACUUGGACGUCAAGUACAUGUUCAUCCGCGAUUUGAUCAAGAAAGUUUUCGGUGCCAAUACGUUGGUAACUCCACCACAGGACAUCAACCACGAAACAUUGGAACGUGUCAAACAAAUCGCAGGGGAUAUUGCUGCUCUAUUGGUCGUAACGGGGCCAUUCAACAUGCAGCAUAUUGCGAAGAAUAACGAACUCAAGGUGAUCGAGUGUAACGUGAGAGUAUCGCGAUCCUUUCCAUUCGUGUCCAAAACGCUGAACCACGAUUUUGUAGCGAUGGCCACGAGGGUAAUCGUCGAGAUGAGUGUGGAACCUGUGGAUGUGCUGCAUGGGUGUGGAAUGGUGGGCGUCAAAGUUCCACAGUUCAGUUUCUUCCGUUUGGCCGGAGCAGAUGUGAUGUUGGGGGUGGAAAUGGCAUCGACCGGCGAGGUGGCUUGCUUCGGACAUAAUCGAUACGAGGCGUACCUCAAAGCAAUGAUGUCAACCGGAUUCCAGAUACGAGCCAUUUUGCUUAGCAUUGGAAGUUUCAAGCACAAAAUGGAACUUUUGCCUUGCAUCCGUAUCCUGCACAAGAUGGGAUACAAGCUAUACGCUUCGAUGGGAACCGGAGAUUUCUACACCGAACAUGGCAAUGGCGUUGAUGUGGAAUGCGUUCAAUGGACGUUCGACGCAGCCGUAACCGGCGAAGACAACGGUAGCGUCGGAGAGCUGAGACAUCUGGCCGAAUUUCUGGCCAACAAGCAGUUCGACAUGGUUAUCAAUCUACCGAUGAGGGGUAACGGAGCCCGCCGUGUUAGUUCAUUCAUGACCCAUGGCUAUCGCACUCGCCAGUUGGCAGUUGAUUACUCCAUUCCUUUGGUUACAGACGUCAAAUGUACUAAGCUACUGCUGGAGGCAAUGCACCGAAUAGGGCGUGCUCCACCGAUGAAAACGCAUUCGGAUUGCAUGUCUUCGAGAACCAUGGCCAAGAUGCCCGGCUUCAUCGAUGUUCACGUGCACUUGCGAAAGCCGGGGGCGAGUUAUAAGGAGGAUUUCAGUUCAGGAACUGCAGCGGCGUUGGCUGGAGGUGUCACGUUAGAUUGCGCUAUGCCCAAUACGAAUCCACCGAUCGUGGACAGACAAUCAUUCCAAUUGUACCAAUAAGAUCUUGCUCAGAAGAAAGCCCGAUGUGACUAUGCAUUAUUUGUCGGGGGUUCGUCCAUCAACUUCUCCAGCAUCAGUGAACUCGCACCGCAAGCUGCCGCUCUAAAAAUGUAUGUGAAUCAGACAUUUACCACCUUGAAGCUGAACGACAUGCUCGUAUGGCAGAAGCAUCUAUCGAACUGGCCUAAGCGAGCCCCACCGUGCGUUCAUGCUGAAAGCCAAUCUACGGCUGCCAUAAUUCUGCUGGCAUCACUAGUUGAUCGCCCAAUCCACAUUUGCCACAUGGCCCAAAAGGAAGAAAUUAUGAUUAUUAAAGCAGCAAAAGAGCGAGGCAUCAUGGUCACUUGCGAAUUUUGCCCCAAUCAUUUGUUCCUCUCCACCAAUGAUUUAGACCGAAUUGGCCGUGGAAAGGCGGAAGUUCGGCCGAUCUUGCGUAGUCCAGAACAUCAACAGGUUCUUUGGGACAAUAUGGAUGUCAUCGAUGUGUUCGCUACUGAUCACGCGCCGCAAUCAAGGGAAGAGAAAGAGUCGGACAACCCACCUUCCGGAUUCCCUGGGGUAGAAACUAUUCUUCCUCUGCUACUGAAUGGCGUCAACGAAGGACGUCUAUCUGUGGAAGACCUGAUCGCUAAAUUCUACAAAAAUCCUCGCAAAAUGUUUAGUCUUCCGGAGCAACCCAACACGUAUGUGGAAGUUGACUUCGAUGAAGAGUGGGUCAUUCCGGAUUGUCCUUCGCAGUCGAAGGCUCGCUGGACGCCAUUUGCCGGAAUGAGGGUGUUGUAA
This is a messenger RNA of Armigeres subalbatus, 2664 nucleotides long. RefSeq names its product multifunctional protein r-like. Gene Ontology annotation, cellular component: cytoplasm. Lineage: Eukaryota; Metazoa; Arthropoda; Insecta; Diptera; Culicidae. Gene Ontology annotation, biological process: purine nucleobase catabolic process. Gene Ontology annotation, molecular function: allantoinase activity; ATP binding. The record is from RefSeq and is a predicted model, not a curated record.